Pyricularia pennisetigena is the source of this 2721-nucleotide messenger RNA. RefSeq lists its product as uncharacterized. Gene Ontology annotation, biological process: transmembrane transport. Lineage: Eukaryota; Fungi; Ascomycota; Sordariomycetes; Magnaporthales; Pyriculariaceae. The record is from RefSeq and is a predicted model, not a curated record. The transcript is spliced from 3 exons. The coding region runs from base 1 to 2721 and encodes 906 amino acids.
AUGGCGGGAGACUCAAGGUUAUACAGCGACCUACCCGUGCGCAUGGCGUGUCGCACAUCUGCACCGCUGACCUUGAGACGUUCCCUGCUAGUGUGCGGCCUUCUUCUUGGUGCACCGGCGUUGCUGCCAACUGUCGCCGCUGCCUAUGUCGAGUCGGUGCCGUGUCUCGGCCAGGAGGCUUUUUCCAUCGGCGGCGGAAUCAGGUUGGAACGGAUUGGGUUGGACGUUCGCUUGCUCAGUCCCGGACAGCUUAUAUUCGACGAGAAAACCCCGGUGAACUCGACGACGCUGGAGCUCAGGAUCGAUCUCAACUUCCCAAACUUCACCUCCUGUGCCGAUCUUCCCGCCCGGGAAUGGAAUGCCUUGGUUCACCUGCAACGGCCCGGCACCUCAAAAACGAGCAUUCUUCGCCAAGCCAAUUUCACCUGCCAACCAAGUUGGUAUCCCCAAUUUUACCCCGGCGUUAUUUCAACUUCUAUCGUCCACUACGAUGUAGGGCCGCUAGAUCCCUUCCCCGCGUUCGCUGUAGACCUUUCUAUGGGCCCACUGCAAGGGGAUAGGGUGAAUGCGUCUUAUUGUUCAUACUUUGAGGUCAUGCCUGUCCUCGGAAGAGGCGCAAUCAUAGGACUUAGGUUAGGUCCGAUAGCCAUCUUCACCCUCGUCCUGAUAUCUGGGGUCUUGGCCACUCUUUACUCUGAUAUGGAUCAUCCGCCGUCAGGUUCUUUACAUCGUCGGUGGGCUUCGGUUGAUGGGAUCUCGCCAUCGCGCGACACAAACUCGACUGCCACCCGGCCCAUUCUGCCUGGGGUUGGAGAUUGCCUUCUGUAUCUGCAAUUCAUCUUCCUCAUGGGAGCCCUGACGGUACACUAUCCGCCUUUCUACCAGCCAGUCACGUCUCAACUGAGCUGGGCGGCUCUCUUCAGCCCGGUCGGCCCACUCGGCGCCGGUAAAGGAUACGUUAACAUCAAGAACGGCAUCUACGAGAUGAAUGGCACUCUCUCCGGCGGUACGUUCGGGUUUGAGCUCCUCACUCAGAUCACCGGAGGGCCGAUGAGGAUGGAUAUUUGGUGGAACAUGGUCAUCUUGGCCGUCAUUGUCGCCUUCGCAACCGCGCUGCUCCUGCAAAUACCUCGAAUAUUGCCUACGAUUCGCGAGAAAUUCACCUCGACGCCGUCGAACCAACCUCCACCACCGACCAAGCUCAGUGCGACCCGUACCGCAUGGAACGUCGUCAAGGUCGUUUUGAGCUACUUCCUCGCGCCCAUCGUAGCCCUGUCGGCAUACCAGCUCUGCAAUCUAUUCUUGCCCGUCUACCACCUGGUCCUGGCGUCGCUCUUCAUCUUGGCUGUUGUCAUCUGCUUCAUAUGGAUGUCAAGGGUAGCCCCCAGGAGUCAGUUGGGUAAUCUGCUGGUUGGAGGUGCGAAAACCCGUUACCGGGUUUUGCAUCAAAGGGAAAACAGCGGCGACCGAGCCAUGAGUCAACCGACCAAGCCCAAGAGCGACAAAGCCAGCGAGAUUAACCUCUUCACCAUGAUGUUCUUUGCAGUAGUCUUCAUCAGGGGAAUCACCAUUGGAGGCUUGCAGUCGUUUGCGCUUGCUCAGAUCGCCACGCUGGGUGCGAUAGAGAUGGUCAUGUUCAUCAGCACCUUGUUUCUGAGGCCUUUUGCGACUCAGGAUCUGGUUAUCUCGGCGGGGAGCUGUCUUGCCCGCUUCGGCGUCGUCAUGCUCACGGUCGUGUUUUUAAGCCAGCUGGAUGCCAAAUUUCAGACAAAGAUCGCGGUGGGAUACAUCAUCCUGGGCAUCCAUACGACCGUUCUCGUCUUGGGCUGCGCCAUUCCAGCCAUUCUCCGCUUGAUAGGUCUCGCCCGUGCCAACCUCAAGACUGUGGAUGGAAAACAUGUUUACGGACUCGAUCGGCUCCGCAGACGCAGCACAGCCUUCAACGACCUAUCCCAGUUGGACGUCGGGUCCGAUCACAAUGGAAACCUGGCCCACAGUCCGCAUCUCGUAUCACCGGCUUCAGUCCAUAGUCCUCACGCCUCAUUAGGCAAAGGCUCAAGGACGACGUUUGAUAGCCAUCGAUCGGCCAGCCAGUCGACCCUCCGGCCCGGCACCCGCGACCGAUUCUUCCGCGAACCCCGGGCGAAAACAUCCCAGACGUCACUCAAUUCGUCAUAUAGCCCCAACAGCCCGAGCCCGAUAGACCGCAGCAAGCUGUCUUCAGAAGGCGAACGCGACUCCCUAGGGCCGCUGAGGAAAGCCACUACUCUGAACCUGCCGACGGCCGGCGGCUCUUCCAGAAACCGUCGCCACUCAUCCGCGUCGAUAUUAUCGGACGGGACGCUCGUCGACGCGUCGGAGCCCCCCUUGCCGCUCGCCCGGCCAGCCCUCGCGCCGCGCUGGGGUGAUUACUCGUUCCGCGAAGCCGACCUCUACUACCGCCAACCGCCUGCCUACCAAGGCGCCAACGAGAACGACUGGGCCUCUUCCGCCGCGGCGGACUCGUCGUCUUCGAACCGGCAGGAAGGCCUGCGGAGCUUGAGCGCGGGGGUCAGCGUCUGGGCCCAGUUGACAGGAUCCAAGACGACGGGUUCGUCUGGCGGUGGCGGAAGCGGAUUUGAGGUGCGCAGGCCGCCUCGGCCCGUCCCGGAGCAGUCUGGCAGGUCCGCCUCGGCGGGCACGUUUGAGGUCAGGAGGCCGCCUAAGCCUCCCCAGCCGUGA